AUGGAGGCGAAUCGCGACGGCGACGACGCGCGCGUGCGGGCGCGCGAGGAGAACGAACGCAUCGCGAACGAAGAGAGCGAGCGCGUUCUGGACGACGCCGCGCCGCUCCUGGGCGGUCCCGCGAGCGCGUCGAGGGCGAACGCGAUGGGUAAGAGGGAGUUCUUCGGUCAGCCCCUGGCGUUGGUGCCGCUGGGGGCGACGGAGGCGUGGGAGCGGUUCGGGUACUACGCCGCGCGGGCGCUGUUGGCGACGUACGCGCACGCGCGCUUGCGGGAUCCGAAUUUUGACGUCGAGCGCGUUUGGGGAGCGCGAACGUUGGCGAAAGCGUGUACGGGGUACGACUUCGGGGUUCACGUGGAUGCGAACGACGUCGGGGGUUUGCGGGUGCGAGACGCGGCGGCGACGAGCGCGAGCGCACGGUUGUACGGGACGUUUGCGGCGGCGAGUUAUCUCAUGCCGGUGUUCGGUGGCGUGAUCAGUGACGCGAUGCUAGGAGCGCACAGGAGCGCGGUGAUCGGUGCAACGGUUAUGGCGGUUGGGUACGCGGGGAUGGCGACGGAGUGGGCGUUUUUACUCGGCAUGUUAGCCGUGUGUGUGGGCAACGGAGCGUUCAAGCCUUCAAUGUCGACGCAGUUGAGCGCGCUGUACGACGCGAGCGAUCCUCGUAGGGACGCGGGAUUCAGUAUCUUUUACUUUUGCAUCAACGUGGGGGGGUUCUUCUCGCCCUUGAUCGCGGGAACGGUGCGGGUGUACUUCGGAUACGAAGCCGCGUUUGCGAGCGCGGCGGUAGGCAUGUGUUGCGCGCUCGUAAUUUACGCGUCGAAUCGAAAGCUAGUGAAAGAGGCAACGGUGAUCAAGGAUAGGGAGCGUAGCGUCGAUCGAAAUAACGAUGACGAGGAGUUUGGCGGUGCGACGCUCGACGAUGACGAGGCGUCUGACGAAGAAUCUCCCGACGGAUUUGGCGCCAAGCUCAGAGAGAUGUCGCGGGUGGCGCAAAGAAACCCGAGCGCCAUGCUCGCCGUCGGCGCCGUCUGCGCCGCGGGUGUCGGGUUCUCGGUAGUGUACGAGCAACAAGGGAGCACGAUGAUGCUCUUUUCCGACGAGCACGUCGAUCUGCACGGCUUACCGACCGAGUUUGUCGCUGCAUUGAACCCACUCUUCGUGCUCGUAUUCACGCCGGCGGUGACACGUCUGUGGGAUUGGCAGGCUCGACGAGACGCUGAGCCGCAUCAGAUGACGAAAUUCGCCAUCGGGUGCGCUCUUCUUGCGAUGUCGUUCGUGGUUCUCAUGUUUGGCGCCCUUCCGAUCGAUUCCCAUGCCUCACCAAUGCGAGUGAGCGUACUCUGGAUCGUCCUGACCCAGAUGCUUCUCACCCUUGGAGAGCUCUUCUCCUUGCCGGUUGCCCUCUCGUACGUGUCUAAAAUCGCCCCGCACGGCUUACUCAGCGCCCUCAUCGGUCUGUGGUUCGGUUCGUCCUUCUUCGGGAACUACUUCAGCGGCAUCUUGGGCUCCACCUACCCCGAGUUCUCCACUCCGAGCGCAUUCUUCGCCGCGCUCGCCGCAAUCGCCGGCGGCGUCGCCGUCGUCCUCCUCAUCGCCAGCGCUCGCCUCCGACGAACCGCCCCGGGGUGA
Messenger RNA from Ostreococcus tauri, 1632 nucleotides. RefSeq names its product Major facilitator superfamily domain, general substrate transporter. Gene Ontology annotation, cellular component: membrane. The coding region runs from base 1 to 1632 and encodes 543 amino acids. The record is from RefSeq and is a predicted model, not a curated record. NCBI's taxonomy places the organism in Eukaryota, Viridiplantae, Chlorophyta, Mamiellophyceae, Mamiellales, Bathycoccaceae. Gene Ontology annotation, biological process: oligopeptide transport; transmembrane transport. Gene Ontology annotation, molecular function: peptide transmembrane transporter activity. The transcript has a single exon.